Dioscorea cayenensis subsp. rotundata (Guinea yam) is the source of this 2052-nucleotide messenger RNA. Its product is annotated as ATP-dependent 6-phosphofructokinase 5, chloroplastic-like. Gene Ontology annotation, molecular function: ATP binding; 6-phosphofructokinase activity. Gene Ontology annotation, biological process: fructose 6-phosphate metabolic process; glycolytic process. The record is from RefSeq and is a predicted model, not a curated record. NCBI's taxonomy places the organism in Eukaryota, Viridiplantae, Streptophyta, Magnoliopsida, Dioscoreales, Dioscoreaceae. The coding region runs from base 179 to 1759 and encodes 526 amino acids. Gene Ontology annotation, cellular component: cytoplasm. The transcript has 14 exons.
UUUUCUCCAAAAACGUCUCCUUUUUUCUCGCUUCUCUCUCUUUGGAAGUCCGUGGUUGGUGGGGAACUCCGAGGGGGGGAUUCGGUGUUCUCGAAGCCUUUCUACGCUCUUCCCCUCUGGCGAUUGAUUCGAUCCUUUGGGGAACGCGAGUUCCUUGAGAUACUGGAUCGUUCAAAGGAUGGUGCUUUCUCUGUGCUUGAAUGGUGUUAGCUUCAUUGGUACUCGGCAGCUUGACUUGGGUUGGAGCAGAGACCUGUCUUUGUUUGGUUUCUGUCAAUCUAAAGCAGGAAGGAAAGCAAUAAAUAAGUCCAUUGCUUUGCGUAUUCAGGCUGUGGCUGCAAAGCAGGACCUUAAUUUUAAGGAUCCUGAGUGGAAAAAACUUUAUGAGGAGGAAUUUGAUGAACGAUUUAAUUUACCACAUCUAAGCGAUGUUCUUGAUGUGAAGCCAAGGCCAACAACAUUUGCUCUCCAAAGCAGACAUCACCUAGGUGAGGAUAAUGGUGUACCUUUUGAAAGACGGAAUGACUAUGUGAACAAUGAUGAUAGGACACUUUUAAAGGUUAUAAAGUAUUCUUCUCCAACUUCUGCUGGAGCAGAGUGCAUUGAUCCUGGUUGCAGUUGGGUGGAACAAUGGGUGCACCGUGCUGGACCCCGAAAAGAAAUAUUUUUUGAUCCUGAGGAUGUAAAAGCUGGAAUUGUCACUUGUGGAGGGCUGUGUCCUGGUUUAAAUGAUGUCAUUAGACAGAUAGUGUUCACUCUUGAAAUAUAUGGAGUAAAAAAGAUUGUUGGAAUUCCAUUUGGAUAUCGUGGAUUUUUCGAAGAGGGAUUGCCAGAGAUACCACUUUCACGCCAAGUGGUACAAAAUAUUAAUCUAGCUGGUGGAAGCUUGUUGGGAGUAUCUCGUGGUGGGGCUAGUGUCAGUGACAUCGUAGAUAGCAUUCAGGCCAGGAGAAUUGAUAUGCUUUUUGUGCUUGGUGGAAAUGGCACCCAUGCCGGAGCCAAUGCAAUACAUAAUGAGUGCCGCAAGAGAAAGAUGAAAGUGGCGGUCGUUUGUGUGCCAAAGACAAUUGACAAUGAUAUUCUUUUGAUGGACAAGACAUUUGGUUUUGAUACUGCUGUAGAGGAAGCUCAAAGAGCUAUUAAUUCUGCAUAUAUUGAGGCACACAGUGCAUACCAUGGAAUUGGACUUGUGAAGUUAAUGGGAAGAAGCAGUGGGUUCAUAACUAUGCACGCAUCACUUUCUAGUGGUCAGAUAGACAUCUGUUUGAUUCCCGAGGUACCAUUUAAACUGGAUGGGCCAUAUGGAGUUCUUCGCCACCUUGAACAUUUGAUACUAUCUAAAGGUUCUGCUGUGAUUUGUGUUGCAGAAGGUGCAGGACAGGAUUUGCUGGAAAAAUUAAAUGCAACAGAUGCUUCGGGAAAUGCAGUGCUUGGUGAUAUUGGAGUUCACAUUCAACAGAAGAUCAAGAAACACUUCAAAGAUAUUGGAGUACACGCUGAUGUGAAAUACAUUGAUCCAACAUACAUGGUCCGAGCAGUCCGUGCUAAUGCGUCUGAUGCAAUCCUCUGCACUGUUCUCGGUCAAAAUGCUGUUCACGGAGCAUUUGCCGGGUUCAGUGGCAUUACGACCGGAAUAUGUAACACUCACUACGUCUACCUUCCCAUCCCUGAAGUCAUUGCAACUCCAAGACUCAUUGAUCCCAACAGCAGAAUGUGGCAUCGGUGUCUAACCUCCACCGGCCAGCCCGACUUCUGCUAAAUUCAUUUUUACACAUCUUCAAGAAAGACAAUCAAAAUUGCCAUCUCCAGUGCAUUGGGAUGGAAAGAGUUCCAAUAAUACCCCUUCAAAUACACAAUAUUUUUUUUUGUUGUAUAAUAUCAGGGGCCAUCAAAUUACCCUAUGAAUUCCUCGUUUUACUAUUGAUGAAACAAUAGUAUAAUUUAUACAAAUUUGGCAACAAUAAAAACCACCAAUGCUUGUAACCAAAGUACUUGAGAACUUAUAUGAUUAUUAGGAAAAGCAGCAUGUCAGAUGCGCUUUUUUUUAUAGUA